Molecule: messenger RNA, 771 nt
Organism: Boeremia exigua
Lineage: Eukaryota; Fungi; Ascomycota; Dothideomycetes; Pleosporales; Didymellaceae
Product: histidine phosphatase superfamily
Exons: 2
Coding region: 1-771 (256 amino acids)
Cellular component (GO): cytoplasm
Molecular function (GO): phosphatase activity
Source: RefSeq, a predicted model, not a curated record
AUGCCGCCAACACUUAUCCUCAUUCGCCACGCGCAGGCGCUGCACAAUGCCACCAGCGACUGGUCAAUCCACGAUCCCCCGCUGACUGAUCUCGGCCGUCAACAAAGUGCUGAACUACAUGAGAGCCUGAAAGCCAACGACCUCGCCAACAAAACCGACCUCAUCGUUGUCAGCCCCAUGCGCCGCACCCUGGAAACCAUGACCAUCGGCCUCGACUGGCUGAUCAAAAAGGGCGUCCCCGUCCACCCUGACGCUAACUGGCACGAGAACGCCGACAAGCCCUGCGACACCGGCAACACCAUGGACGUCAUCGGGAAGGAGUACCCCCAAUACGACUUCUCCGGCGUCGACCCGCUGUACCCCGACAAAACCACCAACUUGGCCACCAACCCCUACGCAUUCACCCAGAAAGCCAUCGUCGCCCGCGGCCAAACCUGCCUCAAGGACCUGUACUCCCGGCCCGAGAAAGUCAUCGCCGUCGUGUCCCACUCGGGCUUCCUCCGCACCGCCGUCUGCGAGCGCUCGUUCUUCAACGCCGACUGGCGCGUGUUCGACUUCGACGACGUCGAGUCGCAGAAGCAGGGCAAGUUUGUGCUGAAGGAGUGGGAGCUGACGGAGAAGAAGGGCGGUGGUAUGGGGAGAAGCGAUGUUGGUGUUUUCGGCAUCGUGGACGGGGAUUUUCCGCCUGAGACGGAGGACGUCAAGACGCAGCCGCAGCUUGGGGAGGUGGGCGAGGCGAGCAAGCAGGUGCCGGAGAAGAAGAGUGCGUAG